GCUCCACUGCAUCCUCAUCCCCCUCCCAGCUGCUUCCUCUUCACUAUUCACUCGCUUCUCCUCGCAGCUGUCUCUGCCUCCAUAUUUGUUAAUAUGGGCGUGUAUUCAGCUUUACCGUUGGCCUUUUCCAUUGCCCUAUUGAUAGCCUGUGGCCUCACUCCCUCUCUUGGUCACAGCCCUCGGACACCAGACCGUGUAUCAGAGGCAGACAUCCAGCGUCUACUCCAUGGGGUUAUGGAAGAAUUGGGUAUUGCCAGGCCCAGAGUGGAAUAUCCAGCACACCAAGCAAUGAACCUUGUGGGUCCACAGAGCAUAGAAGGUGGUGCCCAUGAAGGUUUGCAGCACUUGGGACCUUAUGGAAAUAUCCCAAAUAUUGUAGCAGAGCUCACAGGCGAUAAUAUCCCCAAGGAUUUCCGGGAAGAUCAAGGCUAUCCUAAUCCACCCAAUCCUUGUCCUGUUGGAAAAACUGGCGAUGGCUGCCUGGCAAAUACACCAGAUACAGCUCAGUUUAGCAGAGAGUACCAGCUCCACCAAAACCUGUAUGACCCAGAACACAACUAUCCUGGAGCGUCGACAUGGAACAAGAAACUGCUGUAUGAGAAAAUUAAAGGAGCAUCACAAAGACAGAAACGGACAGUGAAUCCAUACUUGCAGGGACAGAAACUGGACAACGUGGUAGCCAAGAAGUCUGUUCCACAUUUCUCUGGCGAGGAAGAGUAAGCAGAGCCAAGUGAUGGAGCCGUGGCCGUUGUGAUCCAGCUCGGCAUCCUAUCUGCUGCUUCAGAGCCUCACUGACUGGCAGCAUGUUUAUUAUUUAUAGACUUGUGAAUGGGAAACAGCUGGACUUAUAACAUUAUGUUGUCAUUGAUAAUAAAAAAAUAUAGACUUCUGCUUUCUGUUAAAUUAGGGGAAUGGUAUCAUUUUUUUUCUUGCGUGUUUUUUCCUGCUGCUUUGAGGGGAAAUUUUAACUCAUUCAGCGCUGACAGGGACUGAAAAGGUUAAACCCUCUUAUUCUCCAGUAAUUGCCGACUUGCACUCUGAUAGAAUUAGCCAUAUCCACAAUAAAGAUCUUUUCCUUGUACUGCA
This is a messenger RNA of Xenopus tropicalis (tropical clawed frog), 1086 nucleotides long. RefSeq names its product secretogranin V (gene scg5). Gene Ontology annotation, cellular component: secretory granule; extracellular region. NCBI's taxonomy places the organism in Eukaryota, Metazoa, Chordata, Amphibia, Anura, Pipidae. Gene Ontology annotation, biological process: neuropeptide signaling pathway. The record is from RefSeq and is marked validated.